GAGUAUUAUAUUUUGUAAUUUAUUUAAGUUUAAAUAAUUUUUUUUUGAGAAACUUACAGUAUGGAUUUGGUGGAGUGACAUUAGUAUACUUUAGUCACUUUUGCCCUUUAUGAAUUAGAAUCUACAUGAGUUGCUAAAUUGAGAAAUGGAUUUGGUAUCAUCAUUGAAGGUAAAAAAAACAACUCAUUUUGUGUUUCAAUAUUCAAAGUUGAGUCUCACCAAUAAAGGUGACAUUAUUAUACCAAGUACAAUCUAAUAGAUUUAGACUUUGGGUCUGUUCUAUCAACUUAAUUUCAGUUCAUUUCCUACUUCCUAAUUUCCUCUUCUCAUAAACAAUUCAGUUCAGUUCAGUCAUAAUCUGUUCAUUUCAACCCUAAUCUGUUCAGUUUAGUAGUUUUCAUUGAAUCGAAACAUACCCUUUACUAUUAGUUUACCUAAAGGUGAUCGCGAGGCCGGCCUUUGACAGUAAAAGAUGGUCCGCUUACAGGCCAAAGACUUCGGCAAAGCCAAGACUUCACCAACCAAUGUUCUCAAGUUCUCAACACAGUUCAACACAUUCCAUAGUCCUGAAAAAAAAAAAAAAAAAAAAAAAAAAAACGGAUAAAUGGAAAAAAAACAAGGAAUUUCUGGUGUAUGUCUUCCUUGCGUAAUACCAACGGUAGACUUAGCAUUUCAACACGGUGGAAGUAAUAAACUACACAAACUCAUACCUCAUCAUCAAUGGCACUCUCUACCUUCACCUUCAAACUCACCCCUCCACUUCCUCUUCCUCUCCGCCAUUCUCAACCACUUCCAAACCCUCGAAUUUUCUCUCUCCUCCCCUCACCAUGUCCAACUCUCCGUCUUCCUCCUCCUUCCAGAAGCUUCCUCCGCCGCCGGAGAAUUCUCCCCGUCAAUGCGGCGGCGUCGGUGAACGGAAUUCCAAUUUCUGCUAAUCCAGAGAAUCAGGAAUUUUCGGAAAAGGUUGAGUUAGGAGAGAGAAUUCGCAAGUUUUUUGAAUUUUUGCCGGCGAUUUUGCCCGGAGGAAAAUGGUGGAAGUUGUCUGAUGAAGAAAUUGAGGUUGAUCUUAAAGCGAAGCCGGUGACUGUUUGGAAUGCGCUUCAUCGGAUGUGGACGUUGGUUCGGAGUGAUCGUUGGGUCAUUUUUGCUGCCUUUUCUGCUCUUAUUAUCACUGCGCUUGCAGAGAUCUCUAUACCACACUUCUUGACAGCAUCAAUCUUUUCAGCACAGAGUGGCAAUGCCAUGAUUUUCCGUCGAAAUGUGGUUCUUUUGUCUAUUUUUUGCAUCAUUGCCGGAAUUUGCAGUGGCAUAAGAGGAGGCUGUUUCAGCGUUGCAAAUAUGAUCCUAGUCAAGAGAAUGAGAGAAACGUUGUAUUCCUCUCUCAUGCUUCAGGACAUAUCCUUUUUUGAUGCUUCAACAGUCGGUGAUCUCACUAGCAGGCUUGGGGCAGAUUGUCAGCAGGUGUCUCGUGUGAUUGGAAAUGAUCUUAAUUUGAUAUCACGCAAUAUUCUGCAGGGCACUGGUGCCUUGAUCUAUCUGCUAAUUUUAUCCUGGCCGCUUGGUUUGUUCACGUUAGCAAUAUGCAUCACUCUUUCGUCAAUUAUGAUUGUAUAUGGCCAGUAUCAGAAGAAGGCAGCAAAGCUGACCCAGGAGUACACUGCCUCUGCCAACGAUGUCGCUCAAGAGACACUUUCUUUGAUGCGAACUGUUAGAGUUUAUGGCACAGAAGAGCGAGAAUUAGGAAGGUAUGAGGUGUGGCUGGAAAGAUUAGCAGGUAUCAGCUUACGACAAAGUGCUGCAUAUGGACUUUGGAAUGUCAGCUUCAAUACUCUUUAUCACUCAACGCAGGUCAUCGCUGUGCUGGUUGGGGGAAUGUCUAUUCUGGCCGGUCGUCUAUCAGCUGAACAACUAACUAAGUUUCUUUUAUAUAGUGAAUGGCUAAUCUAUUCCACUUGGUGGAUAGGGGAUAAUGUAUCAUCAUUAAUGCAGUCUGUGGGAGCAAGUGAAAAAGUAUUUCAGCUGAUGGAUCUUGUGCCUAGUGAACAGUUCGUCUCGGAAGGAUUGAAACUGCAAAAACUGACUGGGCAUAUUGAUUUUGUGGAUGUCUCCUUUUCCUAUCCGACAAGGCCUGAGGUACAUGUAGUAGAAGGCAUAAAUGUGUCCAUGCACCCAAAUGAAGUUAUUGCUAUAGUUGGUCUUAGUGGCAGUGGUAAAAGCACAAUUGUGAAUCUGCUUCUACGUCUUUAUGAGCCAACUGGUGGUGAGAUAUUAAUUGAUGGCUUUCCUCUUAAGAAGUUAGACGCUCAAUGGUUGAGAGCAAGGAUGGGAUAUGUGGGCCAGGAACCUCGGCUUUUCCGAAUGGACAUAAGCUCAAACAUUAGAUACGGGUGUCCCAGAGAGGUCACACAAGAAGAUGUUGAGUGGGCUGCUAAGCAAGCUUUUGCUCAUGACUUUAUCUCAUCCUUGCCCAAUGGUUAUAAUACCAUUGUUGAUGAUGAUCUGCUCAGCGGUGGACAAAAACAACGGAUUGCUAUUGCUCGAGCUAUCGUUAGAGAUCCAGCCAUUUUGAUUCUCGAUGAAGCUACUAGUGCCUUGGAUGCAGAAAGCGAACACAAUAUCAAGGGCGUUCUUCGUGCAGUAAAAAAUGACUCGCGAUCGAAGAGAACAGUCAUAGUAAUUGCACAUAGGCUUUCCACAAUACAAGCUGCUGACAAGAUAGUAGUGAUGAGUGGUGGUCAUAUUGUCGAGGUGGGUUGUCACAAGGAGCUUCUUCUAAAGGAUGGCUUGUAUGCAAGAUUAACCCGUAAACAAGCAGAUGCUGUCGCUUGAAGCAUUGAGCAAUUCCAUGAAAGUUACUUGCUAUGAAGUACAGAGCACAUUGGUGCACUGUUUUACCUUUCUUAACAGUAGUCUUCUACUGCAGUCACAACCCACGAGAGGUUGAAGCAAACUGUUCUGCUGCUGAUCAGUGAAUUUGGCAAAAGUCAAUAUUUUCAUGUAACAGAUCCAAUGAAGAAAUUGUGCAUUGGUGCUUUGGUGGGUUGAUGAUGGCGGCGACCAUAAUUUGUCAACAUGGCUUAAAAGGCGCAGCUCAAUUUUUUGAUGUAGCUGCGACAUAUAUUGUUUUUCCUUCCAAUUCUUAUAUCCUCGUGUACUAAUAAUCCUAUAUAUAAAAACUAGUUAGUUCAAUCUGGAAUUUGAUUAACUUGCAAGUGUACAUUAUACAAUAUUACUUCAAUUAGAGCAUUUGCACCUUCUUGUGCCUUUGAAUUCUCCUUGUAACAUUGUAUGUUGGAUAUUGAAUAUGGAAUUUAACUUUUAUCAAAUUUAUCAGAACUUUAAGAUUAA
This is a messenger RNA of Chenopodium quinoa (quinoa), 3348 nucleotides long. RefSeq names its product ABC transporter B family member 26, chloroplastic-like. Gene Ontology annotation, cellular component: membrane. NCBI's taxonomy places the organism in Eukaryota, Viridiplantae, Streptophyta, Magnoliopsida, Caryophyllales, Amaranthaceae. The record is from RefSeq and is a predicted model, not a curated record. Gene Ontology annotation, biological process: transmembrane transport. Gene Ontology annotation, molecular function: ABC-type transporter activity; ATP binding; ATP hydrolysis activity.